AAGUCACGGCAAUUUGAAAAAAAUUAGUUUGUGCAUUUAUUCCGGCCAAGAAAUUUCUCAUUGAGGUAACUGUUUUGUGAAGACUAUAACACCACACAGAAAUGAACAGAAAAAUCCAACUUUUGUUUUGGGAUUUUGUUAUUGUGUUUCCUCAGAAAGGAAUUUAAUGUCUUAGAACUUUGACAGCUAAUCAAAGCUCAUUAAGACUCUACGGGAUUCACAAAAUGCACACAACAAUUAACUUCGUACAGCGUGAAGUUUCUUCUCAACAAUGCUUUCUAAAUAUUAAGACCAUACCGCAAAUUCAUGCCAAGAAUGUGGGAAUGCUGUGACAAGUUGAAAUGGCAAUGUCAGCUACGCAUACAGAUAGACGGCCUCCUUUCAAAGACACCGCGUGAGCUGAUGGCCCAGCACAGAAACGGAAGGAAAGCCGGGUGGCCAUGGGCGCCUAGCCGGAAGUGCAUGGAGCGGGACCUGGUGCCACACCGGAAGGAAGGCGCUCUCACGCAGAGGCUGUCGGGAGAAGUCCAGGCCGCUAUCUGGCUGUGUGGCUCUGCUUGCAAGCUGUGAGGGACCAGCACUGGAAGCUCUAGAGAGAUGAACUGGGUCGGGGGCUCACGGACCAGGGUUCUAAUAAAGCAAGAAAGAAGAAAGCAGAAGGAAUACUUUGAAAAGAGUAAGUUAAAAUCAAAAAUGAAAUCACUAGGAGUUUUUCCACCUGUCAAGAACCCCACUGCCAGUUUAGACCUUCUUAAUCUGUACAUGGUCAAUCAGAUAUCGUCCAAGAAGAAAACACCUGAAAUCAUGAAAAGACCAACUCAUGUGAAUAUGAAUAGAGACUUGAAAGUUCCACUAAGAAAGCAUGCGUUAGAACUUCCAAUGUCACCUCAUUGUGUACCUUCCAAACUGUGCAUCGAUGACAUGGGGACUAAUGCACCCUAUCAAAGAUUAUGUGGCACAGAAGGAGCUGACCCAGGUCAGUCAUCACAAGACAUGAACUCAUACAGAAUGUUCAAAAAAACAGAAAACUACAGUUGUAUUCCACUCUCUCUUCCAAUGGAAUUACCAUCUAACAAACAUAUUCCAAACCAAAACUCCACCCCAAGGACAGCACCAAAUCCUUGGAAAUUUGCAUCUGAAACAAAGCAAAAUGAGCAGUUCAGUAACGGAAAUUUUUCUGAUUCCUUAUUUUACAAAUUAAAUAAACAUCAAGAUAUUUUCAGUUCAUCUCAGGAAACAGCAGAGUUUGGAGAAUCAUCUGAGAGAAUAAACGGUCCAGAAAUUGGUGCUUUCCUUACUAAAAGAUCUGUGAUCAUGGGUGAAGAUUGUGGAAGCCUGUGUGAAAGAAGACAACCAGACUUUGCUAUGGAAAAAACAGCAGUGCAACAGAUGUGGAGGAAUGAUGGGAAAGCAUUCUCUAAUUUUUUAGAACAUGUGAUUCAGCCAACUCCGAGACAUCUGUCAUCUAAUCACGACUUGGACUCCUUUGUUGGUCCCAAUAUGAUCAAUUUACUAAGCAGAGAUCAGCCGGGGAGAAUGGCAGCCUUUCACAAGCGUGGCUCUGGUAGUUUGAGUGACUCCUGUAUAGUUUCUUCUGAUGAAAGCCAUUACACUGGUGGGUUCAUUAACGGGGAUUUGACAGUUCCUCGGGCAGCUUUUCAUAGUCCUCCACAUAAUACAAGUUACUUAGGAACAUGUCAGUCAAAGAAGCCCUACCAGAAGAAGUACAGCAAUAGUGAAAUACAUGAAUUUAGAGGCUCUUUUGAGAAAGAUUGUCACCUAACCAGCUGUGGAAGAAAAGGAAAAAUUGAAAGUAAUGACCAAGAGAAAGAAGUGCAGAUAAAUCCCUGGGAAUACCCAGUGUGCUCUAGCAGUGAUACUCCUUUGAAAGAAUUACAUCGUAAACAGUCAUGUGAUUUUGACCGUAAUGAGAUCCCAGUGGAGAGAAGAGGAGUAUGUUCUUUAAAAGCGAGGCCGAUGUCUGCUGAGAGAGUCUAUCUGGAGUCUUCGCAGAGCAGCCAAUCCGCCAGCUACUCUCCACGGCUGAUGGAGAGUACAUUCAGCUCGAGUUCUGAUUUGGUAUCUGAAGAUGAAGAUCAAAUACAGCAGCAAACUGAAGAUUCAAAUAAGAAAGACACAGAAACAGCUGAUAAUUUUUGUAAAGAAAAGGUGGUAGAUCAUUUAGGUGACAUAAUUGUGGAAGACAAUGUCAAAACUCAUAAUUUUCAUGAGUCUUCAGUGAAAAAUAAUACUGAUACAUUUCUAGAGUCUCAGUACAAUUCAGAACAUACCUCACAAAACAAAAUCAGUAAUAACUGUGUGUUUCAGGCUAGAAGAUGUGAUGUAGGGGUACAGACAGAGAAAGAGCUGGCUGUGGGGGAAACAGCUGAUGUUGCCAUACAGUGUACCAUAAUCUCCCAAUGUCCAUGUAAAAGUAGUCCCAGUGUUCCUGUAAAAGAGGUCCCUUCCCUUCAUAAGACUGGCAGCUGCAGCAAAGAUAUCAGGGCAGAUACCACUGGAGGGCAGGAAACACAGAUAACUCAUUCUAAAAUCUCAGUUUAGGAUGCAGUGUUUCAUUUAACCUUGGAAGACAAUAGGACAUGUAUAGGUCUUCAUUAAUGUAGUAAGUAAUCAGAAAAUGAGGCUGAGCUUAAAGGGGAAUUUUUAAGUUCUGUUGUUUCCAUGCAAUUUUAAUAUUUCUGUUUUUAAUAUUUUAUGUAGGCAUUUCUUUAAUAGCCUUAUUUGUAGAAAUUCAUAU
Messenger RNA from Myodes glareolus (Bank vole), 2758 nucleotides. It is a transcript of the gene Redic1, whose product is annotated as regulator of DNA class I crossover intermediates 1. The record is from RefSeq and is a predicted model, not a curated record. Lineage: Eukaryota; Metazoa; Chordata; Mammalia; Rodentia; Cricetidae.